Odobenus rosmarus divergens (Pacific walrus) is the source of this 1420-nucleotide messenger RNA. It is a transcript of the gene RDH5, whose product is annotated as retinol dehydrogenase 5 (11-cis/9-cis). The record is from RefSeq and is a predicted model, not a curated record. The transcript is spliced from 5 exons. Bases 143 to 1099 code for a protein of 318 amino acids. Lineage: Eukaryota; Metazoa; Chordata; Mammalia; Carnivora; Odobenidae.
UGUAGCUAGUGUGGGAGCCUGGAAAGACUGGGAGCAAAGUCUCUCAAACGGAGCAAAAGAAGGAGCUUCAGGCACUGUACUACCUGCUAGCUUUCCCCAGAGGAGCCUCGGCUGCCACCUGCCGGUCACUUGGGCUCUGGCCAUGUGGCUGCCUCUGCUGCUGGGACUCUUGCUCUGGGCAGCGCUGUGGUCACUCAGGGACCGGCAGAGCCUGCCCGCCAGCGAUGCUUUCGUCUUCAUCACCGGCUGUGACUCAGGCUUCGGGCAGCUUCUGGCCCUGAGACUGGACCAGAGAGGCUUCCGAGUCCUGGCCAGCUGCCUGACCCCCUCAGGGGCAGAGGACCUACAGCGGGUGGCCUCCUCCCGCCUCCACACCACCCUGCUGGAUGUCACGGAUCCCCAGAGUGUCCAGCGGGCAGCCAAGUGGGUGGAAGCACAUGUUGGGGAAGCAGGGCUUUUUGGUCUGGUGAAUAAUGCUGGUGUGGCCGGGAUCAUUGGGCCCACACCGUGGCUCACACAGAAUGAUUUCCAUCGGGUGCUGAAUGUGAAUACACUCGGUCCCAUCGGCAUCACCCUUGCCCUGCUGCCCCUGCUGCAGCAGGCCCGGGGCCGGGUGGUCAACAUCACCAGUGUCCUGGGUCGCCUGGCAGCCAAUGGUGGGGGCUACUGUGUCUCCAAGUUUGGCCUGGAGGCCUUCUCUGACAGCCUGAGGCGGGAUGUGGCUCAUUUUGGGGUCCGAGUCUCCAUCGUGGAGCCUGGCUUCUUCCGAACCCCUGUGACAAAUCUCAAGUGUCUGGAGGAGACACUGCAGGAGUGCUGGGCACGGCUACCUCCCGCCACACAGGCCGCCUAUGGGGAGGCCUUCCUCACCAAAUACUUGGAAGUGCAGCAGCGCAUCAUGAACCUGAUCUGUGACGCAGACCUGACCAAGGUGAGCAGGUGCCUGGAGCAUGCCCUGACUGCUCGUUACCCCAGAACCCGUUACAGCCCAGGCUGGGAUGCCAAGCUGCUCUGGCUGCCAGCCUCCUACCUGCCAGCCAGCCUGGUGGAUGCUGUGCUCACCUGGGUCCUUCCCAAGCCCGCCCAGGCAGUCUGCUGAAUCCAGCCUUCCCACAGCACAUUGUUUCUGCUCCCACCCUGGUACUGCCUGAUGCCUGGCACAAAAUAAGCACUCAAUAAAUAUGUCUUGUUAAACAAACAAAACACUGUAGGUGGGCAGAAAUGAAGUUGUCCAGUGGGAGACUGACCCCAUUUAAGUGCUACCCCUUAGGCUGACUUAAUGCCCAGGGUCCCCAGCCUGUUUAGUACCUGCAAAACCACUAGCAACCACUGGGCACGUGGGUGCUCUUUGAAGCUGCACCUGGAAUGGCCACCAGAAGGCACCGUUGGACAUUUCCUUUAUUUUCUACAAAGAGUAAAG